AUGUUGAGGUAUUUUGUUGUUGUAGCAGCAGUAGUGAGCUUUGUAGCAGGCUUUGAUGCGGAAGAACAAAUGGAUACGGUAAUCUUUGGCAUUUAAAAUAAAAAAAAUAAUUUUAAAAAUAUAUUUCUAACUGAAAACUACAAUUUGAAACCUAUAACAAUUACAAUCUUAUUAAUUUUACUCUACUCAAGAUUUUUUACUCCAUUCAUUGUUACUCUAAUCCAGAUCGAAAUCAUAUCCCACUGGGGCUACGAAGCAGAAGAACAUAUAGCAGAGACCGAGGAUGGCUGGCUGCUCAAGUUACAUCGUAUACCAAGAGGUAAAAACGACAAGAACGAUGGAACACCGAAGCCCGUAGUCAUUCUUCAACAUGGCAUUCAAUGUUCUAGUGACAACUGGGUAUUGAAUAGUCCAGAACAAAGUGCUGGGUUUGUGUUUGCUGAUGCUGGAUACGAUGUUUGGUUGACCAACUCGAGAGGAAAUGUCUACUCAAAACACAAGAAUUACACAAGAGCUGACAAGAGAUUCUGGAGGUUUACGUAGGUUUACUUACAGUAAGAUUUACAGUAGUGAGACUGGAACAGUUACUGUAUCUAAAAAUAGAUUAUGUUUAUAUAUUAUGAAAUUACAGUAUACCAGUUACUGUACGAUUGGAAAAGAGUAGGUUUAUGUAAAAGAAUACUAAUGUUUCGUAUUUAGCAACGACGACAUGCAACAAUACGAUCUCCCAGCCGUAUUCGAUCUAAUCGAAAAUGUUACAAACCAAUCUCAAUUCUACUAUGUCGGUCAUAGUCAAGGUACUUACAUCAUGUUCCUGAAGCUGGCUACAGAUCCAAGCUUCAAAAACAGAGUCAAGAAGUUCUUCGCUCUAGGCCCAGCCAUGAGGUUCAAAGACAUAUCAGGACCAUUCAAGUAUGUAUGUGCAUCAAUGUCACUACCCUAUAUAUCAGCCAUCUGGGACCAGUUUGCGUACACAGAAUUUGCAUCAGGACUACUCAGUCAGAACAUGGUUAACAUUCUGACUGAAUUAACGUGCAGUGCAUCGCCAGAACAGAACCUGUACUGUGCCAACAUAUUCUACUACUUUACUGGGUUUAGUACUCAACUUAAUGUCUCUAGAAUACCAGUCUACCUGCACCAUAUUCCAGCUGGUACUUCUACGGCAAACGUCCAGAAAUGUUGCCAAUCAGGUACGUAUGAGACUGGGGAGUUCAGAUGGUACAGGUACCCAACUGAAGAGGAAAAUGUAGCUAGAUAUGGAACUGUAAGUUAACUUUUUGAAAAACAGCAAUAUAGCUUCGAAAUAAACUAUAAAGUAUACUAGUUUUACUCGCUAUUCCAAGUCAAGCAAUCAAGACGGUUAGAAAUUGAAUUUUAAAGCGGUAAACGACAAAAAUACCAGUUUAACUACCUAUAACAAUAAAUAAACUUCAGAAAGACCCUCCAAAGUACGAUUUGAAGAAAAUGGACGUUCCAUUGUACCUGUACAGCGCGAAUGAAGAUACAUUGACAACUAAAAAACAACUUGAAGAAGAUAUUAUACCAAAUUUAAAGCCUGGAAUCUUGAAAGAAGACAAUAGGUACGAACAUUUCAGUCAUAUGGACUUGAUCUGGGGACAAAAUGCUACUGAUCAAGUGUUCAACAAGAUCAUUAGUACUAUCAAGGCUGACUUGCAAUAA
This is a messenger RNA of Bursaphelenchus okinawaensis, 1680 nucleotides long. NCBI's taxonomy places the organism in Eukaryota, Metazoa, Nematoda, Chromadorea, Rhabditida, Aphelenchoididae. The record is from the annotation of a GenBank genome assembly.